Messenger RNA from Cyprinodon variegatus (sheepshead minnow), 474 nucleotides. Its product is annotated as guanine nucleotide-binding protein G(I)/G(S)/G(O) subunit gamma-5-like. Gene Ontology annotation, molecular function: G-protein beta-subunit binding. Lineage: Eukaryota; Metazoa; Chordata; Actinopteri; Cyprinodontiformes; Cyprinodontidae. The transcript has 3 exons. Gene Ontology annotation, biological process: G protein-coupled receptor signaling pathway. Gene Ontology annotation, cellular component: heterotrimeric G-protein complex. Bases 119 to 325 code for a protein of 68 amino acids. The record is from RefSeq and is a predicted model, not a curated record.
CACCAAGAGAUAACAACAACCGGAAUCCGGAUGUUCUCAUCUUUGCUUUUGUCAAAGCAUCGUAGCCCUAAUAACCGCUACUAGCGCCCAGCUUUUUAAAAACAAAUAUACAAGCAUAAUGUCGAGCUCUUCGAACUUGGUCAGCAUGAAAAAGGCGGUACAGCAGCUCCGCUUCGAGGCGAGUAUACCCAGAGUGAAGGUUUCACAAGCAGCGGUGGACCUGCAGCAGUUUUGCCUGCAGAAUGCCUUGCAGGAUCCAUUGCUGACUGGAGUGUCCUCCAGCACCAACCCCUUCAGGCCACAGAAAGUCUGCUCCUUCUUGUAAAAGUGUCAUCUUUAUUGGCCUUCAUUUAGAUGCUCCAGGGAAAUGUUGACCUCAGCACUGCUCCACUUGCCAAGCCAUUAUACUGCCACGGGAAUCGUAGAACUCAUUGAAGAUGUAUCAGGAAAAUCAAUUUAUUAUUAUUGGUGACA